AUGGCUCGGGGUUUCAGUUACCUUGUGCUCGUGCUAUGCGGUAUUUGGGUGCAGGCGACCGCUGUCAUCUCUUCUAAUUCUACCCUGAAUGCAGUCAGUGAACUGCCUUCAACACUAUACCGCUCGUAUCUAACCCCGACUCUGCAUAGCCGGGACGACAAGGUUGAUUUGAGGAUAUUAUGCCUUGGUGCCUCUAUUACGUGGGGUGUGGGCUCGUCAACUGGGAAUGGUUACCGGAAACCCUUGCGCGAUAGACUUCGCUUUGAAGGAUACGAGGUUGAUAUGGUUGGGACCAAGCAUAAUGGAGACAUGGCCGACAAUGACGUGGAAGCCCACCCAGGGGAUGUCAUUGAUCAGGUGCACACCGCUGCUCGAGGCUCAUACAGAUACAAUCCUAAUGUUGUCCUGAUCAACGCGGGCACCAACGACUGUCUGCAAAACCGCGAUAUCGCGGGUGCCGGCGAGCGGAUGAGGGUGCUCGUCAAUGAUCUAUUCCAGUCAAUCAGCGGCGUGACCGUUGUCCUGUCGACUCUCAUCCCCUGCAAAGACCCCACCGGCGAGGCGAAUUGCCGGCUGUAA
Messenger RNA from Aspergillus viridinutans, 579 nucleotides. RefSeq lists its product as uncharacterized. The record is from RefSeq and is a predicted model, not a curated record. Gene Ontology annotation, molecular function: phosphatidylcholine lysophospholipase A1 activity. Lineage: Eukaryota; Fungi; Ascomycota; Eurotiomycetes; Eurotiales; Aspergillaceae. The transcript is spliced from 3 exons. Bases 1 to 579 code for a protein of 192 amino acids.